Lasiosphaeria miniovina is the source of this 1148-nucleotide messenger RNA. RefSeq names its product trimeric LpxA-like protein. The coding region runs from base 266 to 943 and encodes 225 amino acids. Lineage: Eukaryota; Fungi; Ascomycota; Sordariomycetes; Sordariales; Lasiosphaeriaceae. The record is from RefSeq and is a predicted model, not a curated record. The transcript is spliced from 4 exons.
UCGAAUUUGUGUGGCGUUGACAGCAACCGGGCUUACUGCAGAUCUUUGCGCAAAUCCGGCCCGCGUCCAUCUUUUUCUACCCUUCUUUGCCAGACAAUCAUCGUUAUUCGUCAGCCUCCGAAUCUCGGCGACAGCCCGUAAGAACAGCUGAUGAUUCCGACGACGAACUGUGCAGUGGGAAGCAGCAACUUGGAGGAAAGGGCCGAUCUUUAUGCACCUGACAACUUCCAUCUACGCUUGAUAGUAAGCAGCAGUCCAAUGCGCCAUGGACGAUUUCAUGGAGCCAGAGAACAUGGACAGCGCGGCGGAGAGCGCCAUUGAAGGCCUUGAGCAGCCGGAACUUUCUCGGAGGCCUGGCGUUGCCUUUCCAGCUGGCAAUUCCGACUUCCGCGCAGUACGGAACCGCUGCAUGCAGGCUUGUCGGAUAUUCAACGAGACUCCAGAAGAUGCUCCCCCGGUCGUGAGGAGCCGUCUGUGGCUUGACAUUAUACGGCCAGUGCGCGACCGAAGCAACGACGGCACUCCUAUCACGCAUGACGAAGCGCUCAGCAAUCCGUGCAAAAAAGGAAAAGCGCAAACUCCAUUCGUAAAACCCCCAUUCUUUGCUGACUACGGCUUGCGGCUGGCCGUCGGCGGUUCGACCUUUAUCAACCGAGGGUGCAUGAUCAUGGACACGCCCGUGGCAGAUAUCACCAUCGGCAGAGAUUGCAACAUUGGACCCAACUGCGUUCUUGUCGGCGUAAGCCAUGAAAUGCAACCCCAGGCGCGUUUAGCAGAGCCUGUGAGCAUCGGUCGGCCGAUUACCAUUGGGGAUAACGUGUGGAUAGGUGCCAAUGUAACCAUCCUGGACGGGAUUACAAUCGGGGACGGCGCUGUGAUUGGCGCUGGAAGUGUUGUGACCAAGAACAUACCGUCACACGCUAGGGGGCGCACUCGCGCAUAACCGCAAUCUCUGCCGCAAAGACCUCGAGAUGGAGAUUAAUGCCCUCGACGGACUUUCGAGGGGGUCGCGGGUGCCGAGACACGCCCAGCCGCAGCGCCAUGAGCCCCCGAUUCUCCGGGAUCAGCGGGCGUCCUGGAGAAUGCUCUGUCAGUCCGAGACCAUGGCUGCGGUUGCUCUUACGGCCAUGCUCUUCGCCCUGAUGAAC